GAUUCAGUUAUUCCUUCGAAGAGGAUCAAAGCAGGAGAGUCUCUCGUUUUCUCUGCAAUAUUUAAGAAUGAUCAAUUUGCUUAAGAAACCUUACAAGAAAAAGUCAAACAAAUUCCAGCCAUUUAAGAAGUUUUUUGGUCGGAGGAAAAAACGGGAGGCAACUCCAGAUCGCGAGGAUGCCAAGUUGAAACCCAGCCAUUCCUUUGGAAAUGUCUGCAAUGGCUUGCUCUCUUCCGACGAAGAGACAAACGAUGGCUUGAGGUCUUCCAGUUAUAGUAUGGGAACACGGGCCUUUUCCCAUGACAGCAUUUUCAUACCUGAUGGGCGAGCAGAGAGUGAAGAGUCUGUUCAAGCAAUGUCACAGGACAACAUUCUAGGAAAAGUCAAAACCCUUCAGCAACAGUUGGCCAAGAAUAUAAAAUUUGGCCAACCCCCACAAAUGACAGUUUCAGUGAAGACAUUUGGGGAAUCAAACACUAGUAUAGAAGCAGAUGUGUUACUGAGCAGCCCCAUGGAGACUGAGACACAGCAAGACUUGGGCCUCCCGGAGAACUAUAAUAAAUCAGGUGGCACACCAGAUUCAUUAAGCCCAGCAAGUUUGCGUGGAACAAGGCAUGAAGGGGAAGAGAAGGUUACUCCAGUCAAGUCGUCUCGGCCGAAAAGACAUCAUUCUCCUUCUGGCACGAUUGAGACAGUCAAUCUUGAUGCAAUCCCUCCAGUGAUUGCCCGUCUGGACAACAGCGCAGCAAAGCACAAACUUUCUGUUAAGCCAAAAAAUCAGAGGGUGUCAAAAAAGCACAGAAGGUUACUGAAGGAGUCACAAAGCACGACUGAGUUUGAACAAGAAAUCACAGAAACUCAAAGGUACAAAGAUAAAGUCGUAAAACAGAAUGGCCAUCAUGUUGCAGACAAACCAAUCCAGGAUACAGAAGGCCAGGAACAGGAAGAAGAAAAAAGGAAGCACGAAGAUUAUUGGCAAAGCCUUGAGCCUGAGCAGAAAGUACAAGCAGCUGAAGCAGAAGUAAAACACCAUCUGGAACACAAGAGACUUCAAGAGAGUCAAAGGGAGGAAGAAGGGAAAAAACAAAAGCUCCAAGAGGAAGAGCAGUUUUUGAAAAUGGAAGAGAGAGAGGGCCCAGAAGAAAAAAGACAGGAAGAACAGGAUUGCAGGCACAAAGAACUGGAAGAGCAGAGGGCCAGUGAGGGGCUCUGGGAAUGGCAAGAACAAAUGCAACAGGAAGAACAAAGGCAUCAGGAAGUGGAGGAGCAAACGCCACAGGAAGAACAAAAGCCAUUAGGAGGACAAAGGCACUGUGAACUGGAGGUGCAAAGGGAACACGUAGACCUAAGUCAUCAGAAAUGGGAAGAACAAAAGCAGGGGGAAGAACAAAGACCUCACAAGCUGGAUGAACAAAGGCAUCAAGUACUGGAGGAGCAGAAACGGCAAGUUAUGGAGGAACUGAAAGGAAAAGAAGAAAACAGUCAUCAAGAAUUAGAGGAGAAAAAACAGUCUGAAAAGCUGUUACAGCAAGACCGGAAAAACAAGAGACAAGGUCAGGAGAAGCAAACACAAAAACGAGGGCACCAGGAACUGAAAAGGCAGAGGCAACGAGAACUAGAAGAACAAACUCAUAAGACUGAUAAGCGGGAUGGUCCAAACCAGCAAGUACUGCAAGUACAAAAGAAAGAAACGGGGCAGAGACAACAAGAAGAGAAAAACAGGAAUGUAGAAGGUGAGAGAUGGCAAGGAAAAGGAAAGGCUGUGAAGCUGGAGGAGCAAAAGAGGGCAGAGGAACCACGGCAGCAUCUGGAGAGGGAGAGAAAAAGGAACGAUGAAGAAACCCAACAAGAAGCAGAGAAGCAGAUGAAGCCAGCAGGGCAUGCGCCAGGAGAACUGUCACAAUUAAAACAACCUCCAGCUGAAAAGAAGAUGCAACGGGAAGACUUUACAGAGAAGAAAGGGGCACAUCUACCAGAAGGACAGAAAGGUCCAAGUUCGGAAAUACACCAGACACUGGAAAACACAAAAGAACAAGACAAAUCCUUCCAGUCGCCACUAGGCAAACCCAUGCAUACAGAAGAGAAACGUCUAGAAGCUGCAGAACUUCCUGUUAAAGAAGAACGAAGUCCGCAAAAGGUAAAGCAGCCAGAGAGAGAGCCAACGGAAGAUGAAACGUUAAGACACAGUCAGAGAAGUACCACUGAUGCUCAGGAACAAGAGAGAAUCCUAGGAGAAGAGCUGCGCUGGCAAGAAGUCGAUGCGAGGCAAAAUAUGCCCAGGGGAUUCACCUUUCAAGUCUCUUCUGGAGAAAAACAGAUCAUCUUUCAAAAAGUGAAUCUGAGCCCAGUCACUCCUAUGAAAGAGGCAGCAGCUCCUUCUGCCUCAAAAGAACCGAAGGCACCUCAGUCCAGUUCAGGGGCCCAUGCGCUUCUGUCCUCUUUGUGUGUUCCACAUACAGCAAUUUUGGUCACCGGAGCACAGCUCUGUGGCACCGCUGUCAAUCUGAAUCAGAUAAAAGACACUGCUUGCAAAUCUCUGCUUGGUUUAACAGAAGAAAGAAAAACCGCGGAUGUAGCCCUGACAGAAAAUGCUCCAAAACUGUCACCCGAUGCCAAGCAUGGCAGCAGUAAAAUGAAGACCACUCAGGAUCCAUUGAACAACGAAGCCACGUUAGCGGAGUGGGCUACUAUUCGGUCCAAAAUCCUAAAAAGUGCAGAAACUGGGAAAGGGAAUGAGAAAGAGCGAGGGAGCCUCAGCAGGCACAGUGAUGACUGGACCCCGAGAGGACGAGCUGCUUCUCACGGGAAUUUACGAAAAACCUUGUCUGCAAACGCAAAGUUUUCUAUAACUCCUGCAUGGCAGAAGUUUUCAGAAGUUACAAAGACUAAUGUCGAUGCAGAGAGUGAAGUUGGCUCUGAGGUAGCGAAUGUAACAAAAGAUGUAAACCAUGAGACAGUUCAUAAAGAGGGACUGCUGGGUAAAUUUAACACAUUUGGAAUACCUAUGGGGAAAACUGAAGUAUACCACGAAGCGGCAGAUCGCACAGAAGGCUGUAAGUUUGCCAAAGAUCUUCCAUCCUUUCUUGUCCCAGGCACCUCUCAUUCUCUAGGGAAAGAAACGCCCCAGUCGGAAAUGGUGGAAUCUCUGCAAAAUGUCGGUGUGAGGAAAGCGGACAGAGGGUCACCGAAUGGGGAAGAGAGCGUUUCUCCAUUUGGAGUCAAACUACGGAGGACAAACUAUUCAGUACGUUUUAACUACGAUCAGCAGGCAGAGCAAAAGAAGAAGAAAAGAUACAGCGCAGGAGAUAGUUUUGAUGGUGUGCCUACCCCGCUGGUGACCCCGGACAAUGAAAAAGAGGCAAAUAAUAUCUUUUUGAAAGAAAGCAAAUCCCCUAGCCAAGAGAGAAAGGACACCGUUUUUCAUUCAACAAAGGAGACUCCAACUAACAUGAAUCAAAAUUAUGCCCCAGCUGCCCAAGUGUGUCUGGCAGCUAGUGUUCAGGGGUCUGCACCUAGUCAAGAGAAGCCCGUCUGUAAGUCCCCACUACCACAAAAGCCGGCCUUAGCUCCAAAGCCCACCAGCCAAACCCCACCCUCAUCCCCUCUCUCAAAAAUGCGCCGAUCUCACUUAACCGAGUCAGUCGGGCUGAGGGUGGCUAAAACUGAACCUGAUGCCUGUUGGAGAAGAGCGGAGGUGAAAGGCAGCUCUCUGCUUUCACAAGCUCAUGAUGAAAACAAGAAUGAAGAGGAGGAGUCCAGGGAGAAGAAGUCAUUUUUCCCAUCCAUUACCAUGCCAUGGAGAGAGAAAACUGAGAAGAAGCCAGAGCCACUGAAAAGAGAAAGGCCUGUUCUACAGAGCAGGCAUUCCAUAGAUGGCUCCAAGCUGAUGGAAAAAGUGGAAUCUGCGCAGCCGCUCUGGAUUACGCUGGCCCUGCAAAAGCAGAAGGGUUUUCGAGAGCAGCAGGCAUCGAGGGAGGAGAGGAGGCAAGCCAGGGAAGCCAAGCAAGCCGAGAAACUGGCUAAAGAAAAUGCCAGUAUAAACAAUCAGUCGGAUAACAAAAGCAGCAGUAUCAGCCGGAUAAGUUCCUUGCCGAAAGCCGCACCCCAGGAAGAAGAGAAGAAAGUUGAAACUGUCAUGUCAAGGCUCGAACGCCGAGAACAGCUGAAAAAAUCAAACACCCUUCCAACAUCUGUGACAGUGGAGAUCUCAGAUUCUGUUCCCUCAUCACCUCUGGCAAAAGAAGUUGCAAAGAGAUUCUCUACCCCUGAUGCUAAUCCUGUGUCAACAGAACCUGCCUGGCUGGCUUUAGCCAAGAGGAAAGCGAAAGCCUGGAGUGACUGUCCACAAAUCAUUAAGUAAAUGAUUCCGGUUCUGCUCUUUACUGUCAUUUAUUAGUUGGUCUCAAGUUUUUAUUAGUCUUUUCUCACGACAGAACAAACAGAACAAAAUUAAGUGCAAAUCCUAGAAGGAUAUGAACACGUCAGUUUUCCAUUUUUGCUGGCUCAUUGCAGAUUUCCUCUACCUUAUAAAAUCUGUUGCUUUGAGCAUCCUGCUAUAAAGGGGAAGAGACGUGCAGGUUUUGUCUAUGUGAAAGGUAUCAGGAAGUUUUAGAUUCUGACCAAUUCUAAAAAUUUCUGCUCCAGUGUUCCUGAAGUUUGACUCCUAGGGGUUUGGAUUUCUACAUGUCUUUGGCUAUAUUACUGAAAACGAAGUAGAGUCCAGUUGCGUCAGUUCUAAAAAUGAAUGUAAGGUGCACGUUUCUAAUUUUGAAUGGAGAAUGUAAUGCCACUUACUGGGAAAUUUUUAAAAGAAACCCUCUACUCAGGUACAGGAUUUGGAAAGAGCCAUUCCUGUCCUAGUAGUAACCAGAGUAUAGGAUGAUUAACUUUUAUUCCUGUAACCAGCCCAAUGAUGAGGACACUGAAAUAAUUUCUUUCAAGCCUCAUAAAAGCAUGAAUAUGUACAGUCCUACCCAAAGAGGUUCGCAUAGGAAUUUCUCCAAGUGCAAGUAGCAGGUUAGCCAUCCUACAAUGAGAUCCUGUUUUGAUGUUUUCGCAGAUUGUGUAAUUUUUAAGGAAGACUUAUAAUUGCAAGGCUUGCCUUGAUCAGCAGCUUCUAACAGGAAGAGUCUAAAUAUAACAAUCAAUAUGAUAAAUAUGGGAAUAGCAAAUGUGUAACUUUCCUACUGUGGUUAUCCACACCAUGCAGAAGCACACAUGAAAACUGCACUGCAAGAUUUUUCCUGGCAGAAGUGGGGUGCCGCAGCAAUGUAGGGCACAUCACUGCACCUCCUCUCUUUCAUUGGUGAGGAGCAUCAUGCAAAGAGGAAAAGAGCAGCAAUUCAGAUUUGAAAGCACAUGUGACAGUGAGCCCACCAGUCUUGCAAAUGAUGCAUAAUUUAAAUGUUAUAUAGCAAUCCAUUUGACAAAAUAACAACUUACAUGCCUAUUUGGCUCCAAUUCAGCAGAUUAACAUGGAGAGAUACAAUAAAGUUUUUGAAAACAGGGAACUGUAGAAUUAAAAAAACCACUGGAAUUAGAUUGUUCAAGUUUCAUUAUGAGCCUGCUAUUCUGUUUGCUUUCAGGAAAAUAAUUCCAUCUUUGGUAUUUAAUUAGUACCUUGGUCUUCAACACAUGUGCCAGACUAACGGUGAUGCUAGCAAAACAUCACUGCAGCACUGUUGUUGACAGCAUGUUUAGAAACAAUACAGCUCAGUACUUACAUAGUGGUAUAACAAGCAAGUCCAAUCAUUUUUUUUUUAAAUGGCAGAUGAAAUCUUGCAUUUUAAGUCUUGGAAGAAAAUGGUUUCAUGAUUUCUUCAAAAUGGUUUCACAUACCUGAAGAAUCAUAACAAGGUCCACAAAGCAGUAAAUUCUUGUUAGUCUCAUUGACUUCAAGGGAUUUAAACAGAAUUCCAUCUUAACUAGAGUGUGGAUUUCAGCUGCAAGAAAGAUGUUCUAACUAUUCCACAUAUGAUGAACAUCAUCAGAGAGACCGAGCUGCUCAUCCAACACAGCGUUCCAUGUAAAGUUCUUCUGGCAGAAUGGCACAUGCCGUUAAUAAAUAGCCAUCAUCACAGAUCCACCGCAAUGGCGUUCAAGAGCCCACUAGGUUCACUGGUUGUGCGCCUAGACCCAGGAGGGUUUCUUCUGUGAUUGUUGGGUUAUCAAGGUAAUUUUUGUUUGUGGUGUCAAUUCAUACCAUAAAUAUCCCCAAAGACUCACCGGUGAAACCGAUUAUGUUUAGCUUCAAGAAGGACUGACGCAGGGCAAAUACUGCUUUUAGGAUUCCCUGAGUGGUGUUGCUGAAGAGCAUGAAAAUAGCCCAUGUUAUUUACUUCUGUGUGUCAAGUGUGGAACUUCCCAGCCAGUGUAACGUUGGGUUAUUCUGCACCCUUUCAUUUAACCCACACCCUCAUUCCAUCCACAUCAGUUUGUAGGGAGCUGCAAGCCAAAAGCACAGUUUGGGCUCCUUCUUGGGUGAAGCUGCAACAUGAAAACAAACCCUUUGUGGAUUUCACCUAUGUGGUCAUCCACAACCCACCAAACACUCCAUUAUCCUAGAGAGACAUAAGUGAUGAACAAUAGGAGGAGCGUCUAUUGGAUCUAGCACAGUAACACAGAGAAAAGGAGAAAUGCAAACAAGCUACCGACCUUCUCUGCUUGUUGUAAAAGCCUCCUGUUGCUGGUAUAAAAAUAUUUUUCAAUGUGCACUUAACUGUAGAUAGGCUUAAACCUCUAACUGGAUGACUUGCAAUUUAAGCUCUAUGUUUCCUAAGAUCUAGUCCCCAGAUUUGUUUUAGGGGUUUUCUUGAAAUUGGAAAAUAACAAGUUGGGGAAGGGGAAUUAUUAAGGUGGGUGGGAUAAUGCAAAAAAGAAAACAUAAUUUUAGAAAAAAAGACACAUGUUUACAAGGAAAAGUAGGUGGUAUUUGCAUGAUGGAAGGAAAAAGGCCUACCAAAAUAAUUCUAGGCACAGUUAGCACACCGUGUAGUUAGUAAAUAGUUCUAAAGCUUCAAAAGCAAAGUUUUCAAGCAUGAGAUAAUCUAGUCUACUGGAAACUGUAUUUAUAGACUCCAGUCUAGGGAACCAGGAGGAGAACAGAAGGCUGAGCCAUCCUAGGCUGUUAUAGCAGAGGGCCCAUUGCAUCCCACCCACCGAUCUAGCUAACAGCAUUAUUAGCUGGAAUGAUAAUUUGGGGGGCAGAUGGGGCACCCAGGCUGGGCCAAGAACCUGCUUUGUAUUCACCCUGCCUAAGAAGUUGUCAGUGUAUCAGAGGCAACUGUACUGGUUAGGUGGGAGGACCCCAGGUACUAGAUGUAGGGCUCUGCGUAGCUCUUUUUUUCUUCUUCUUUCCCUUGUAAUUAUGGCAAGGGAAAAUGAUUUCCAUUCAGAGAUCAGUGUCUGGAUCAGAGCUGGAAUAUGUACAAUAUUUGUUUGGAAACAUUUCUAAAAGCCUUUAUUUUCAACAUGGUUAUUUCAUGUAAAGUCAACCUAAAAUUUUGCACUAAAUACCAAUGAAGUGUUACUUUGCUUUAGCUCUGUUACAGCCUUUCCUAAUGAACAAACUGCUGGAACACUUUACUGAAAUGGUUUAAAAACUGGCCCAACCACUAUGUAGAACAUGGCCUCAAUCUUUUUUUUUUUUUUUGGUAAUUUAUACACAAAGGUUUUGAUAUGGAGGAAAUUAGUCCCACUCAAAUCCUGUUGUGAAAGAGAGAGAGUUUAAGUCUAGUCACAUGACUUUGCUAGCCCACAGAUUUCAACAGGAAUUAGGCAUAACUAACUUUCUCUGGAUUGUGGCCUAAAUAUUAUUUCUGAGGUUAUGUAUGCUUAACCUCUGUUGUUCAUAUAGUGGUGUAUAAAAUUAUAAACAAAUGUAUAAUUGUGGGGUUUUGUUUUGUGUACUUUUUUAAUUUUUCAAAUGUUUUAAAGUGCAAUUGUUUCUUAUACUAAUGUCAUUUUAAUUCCUAUUUAAAUUAUAACCUACUGAAAUCAGAUGUAUGUAUUCAUUGUCUUUUUGUUUAAAAUAUCAGGUUUAUCUUAUAAGGAGGGCCUGAAUUGCUACAGGAACCUAAUUAUGUGUUUUUACCAACAAAGAAACCUGAGUAAAAUUACCUAUGAUUAAGGAAUAUGUUAGUGCAAUUUCUAUUUUCAGUUUUUGAUUGUCAAAUUUCAAUGUAAAUGGUCCAUCACUGAAAAUUUGUUCUAUUUCAAUUAAAAAAAACCUUGCAAGUGUU
Molecule: messenger RNA, 8240 nt
Organism: Heteronotia binoei (common prickly gecko)
Lineage: Eukaryota; Metazoa; Chordata; Lepidosauria; Squamata; Gekkonidae
Gene: CRACD
Product: capping protein inhibiting regulator of actin dynamics
Exons: 10
Coding region: 68-4360 (1430 amino acids)
Biological process (GO): negative regulation of barbed-end actin filament capping; maintenance of gastrointestinal epithelium
Source: RefSeq, a predicted model, not a curated record